Messenger RNA from Zootoca vivipara (common lizard), 1157 nucleotides. RefSeq names its product serine hydrolase like 2 (gene SERHL2). The record is from RefSeq and is a predicted model, not a curated record. Gene Ontology annotation, cellular component: membrane. NCBI's taxonomy places the organism in Eukaryota, Metazoa, Chordata, Lepidosauria, Squamata, Lacertidae.
CUCUUUGCAUCUCGCUGCACAGAGGGAAGUCUUUCUGGUUCCGGCAGCUGCAGAUGGGGGAGAAAAGAGCGAGAGGGAGAGAGAGUUGCUUUUAUUCGCACAGCUUGAAAGCCAGAAAUCUGCGUCGCGCGACAUGAUCUCAGAGUUUAAGUUAAUGGUCCCCUGGGGCCACAUCGCAGCCAAGGCAUGGGGAUCUCCACAAGGCCGCCCUGUCCUCUGUUUGCACGGAUGGCUGGACAAUGCAAACACUUUUAACAGGCUCAUCCCCUUACUUCCCAAAGAUUGUUACUACAUGGCCAUUGAUCUUGCAGGACAUGGCCUGUCAUCCCACCGCCCACCUGGGUCAGUCUAUCACUUCUUGGAUUAUGUGGGUGACGUGCGCAGGGUAGCAGCAGCAUUGAAAUGGAAUCGGUUUACCCUUAUGGGCCACAGUUUGGGUGGGAGUAUUGCAGGCAUGUUCUCUUGUAUUUUCCCCGAACUGGUGGACAAGCUGUUCCUGGUGGAAUCCUAUGGUUUUUAUCCCGCACCUCAGGGUUAUCAAAGGGGCCCGGGAUUUCAUACAGAAAAGAAGCAGAGGUUCCUGUUCACCCCUAGAGAUGCUUUCUCACGUUUAGAGGAAUUGGAGAAGAUUUGCAAGUCCCAGCGGGAGGUAAUUGAGGAACUGCUGAAUUUUGAGACCAGCAAGUACCAUUCCCCCAAAGUACGCAGUCCUGAAGCAGCCCUUCAGAGGUUAAUGGAAGCAAACAGCCAGCUAACAGAAGAGAGUGCCAAGAUACUGCUGGAGCGAGGGGCUUCUGAGGUGGCGGGAGGUUUGGUUUAUAACAGAGAUUUAAGAGUCCUUGUGCAGCAGAACAGCAGUUUUGUGUCUCUGGAUCAAUGUUGCACCAUCCUGAAGAAAAUCAAGGCCGAUAUACUGAUGAUCAGAGCACAAAAUGGGAUUUUUACCAAUCCUCCUAAAGGUAAUAUCCCAUACUUUGUAGAGCCACUUGAGGAAGCAUUCAGGACCAGCCUAAAAGAGCGUUACCAAUUUGUGGAAGUUGCUGGCAAUCAUUUUGUCCACCUGAAUGAGCCCCAAGUUGUGGCCGGAAUCAUCAACACCUUCUUAAAUAAGGACCAGAAACCCAGAGCCAGCCUUUAAGCAGUGCCUGCCUACAUCA